AGCACUCAGGGGAAAAUUGGGGGUGUUGGAAUUAGGAGGAGGAGAAGUAAGCCUGAUGGAACCAGCAUAAGACGUGAGACCAGAACUGAAACGACAGACGGAACCGUAAAAGCAGCUCAAGGAAGAAACUUCAAAUAUUAUCAUCCAAACAGAGAUGACCUCACUGUGCAGGACCGUGGCUCUGCUUCUCCUUUUCAUCCACUCCCACCUCUUCACUCAAGCUCUCCCGACUUCACCUCCUGCCACUCGACGUCCACAAAUUUUGUUUGUAACCGCUAUGGACUUUGUUGAUGACUACUAUUACGAUGGUGACUCGCACAGCGACAGCACCCCUCCCAGGAUCCGAGCUUCUGUGAGGCCACCCCUGCUCCUCCAUGAGCCCCAGCUCUGCCAGUACAAUCCCUGUCUGGAGAAUCAGGAGCCCUGUGCCCACCUGUCAGCACAAACUGGGUGCCUCUGUCCUGGAAUGACUGGGAUUGAUACGCCUCCACAUGCACCACGAAUCCAACAAUUGCUGCCCAUCAGUGAAGGGGAUGAUGCAGGGAAGGUGGAGGUACGCUGGUGUGCUCCAUCCUCAGCAGUGUCUGGUUACAGAGUGGUGGUGGAGGGACGGGGAGGGGAUGCCAUGGAAUUUGGCGAGGCUUUGCGACGGGGGACAGUGGGAUCUUUGGAAGUUGGAACUAAGGUGUGUGUAGAGGCGGUGAACCUUGCAGGGCAUAGUGUGCCUACAGAAUUCUCCUGCAUGCGGUACAACCCUCCUGAAUCUUCCAACCAUAUGCUGGCAGGGGUCAUAGGGGGAGGAGUAGCCUUCCUUCUACUCAUCUCCAUAGUAGCUGUGAUCCUGUGGAAAUAUCAAACAUGUGUAAAGGGAAAGAGAGACUCCACUGAGGGAUUAGGGAACCCGUCUUACACCACCGAGGGACACUUGUAAAGAGGACAACACAGAGCUAAAGCUCCCUUAGAUAUGGGAUACAGCACAAACAUCGCCUUUACUGUGAUGGUACUGAGUUUUAGAAUAAUUAAGGUAAUGUUUACACUCCUGUUUCAAGGAAUAUGUGCUGUAAAUAUGAACAGAACGUAGCAUCAGUGCUCAUAGAGUAAGAAAAAUGUAGAUGUCGUAAUUUGGGGCAAAAACUACAGGUUUAUUUGCUGGCAAAUUAACUUCUGUAGAGAUGUAUAGUUUCUUUAAAUCUUCUGACAGAGUGAUUGUAAAUAGUCUUUAGGAUACACUAUAAUUUCUGUACUAAACUAAAACUCAUUUUAAUAAACCACUGCACAAUG
This is a messenger RNA of Thalassophryne amazonica, 1281 nucleotides long. RefSeq names its product leucine-rich repeat neuronal protein 4. The transcript has 2 exons. Lineage: Eukaryota; Metazoa; Chordata; Actinopteri; Batrachoidiformes; Batrachoididae. The record is from RefSeq and is a predicted model, not a curated record. Bases 155 to 931 code for a protein of 258 amino acids. Gene Ontology annotation, molecular function: protein binding.